Messenger RNA from Myxocyprinus asiaticus (Chinese sucker), 1601 nucleotides. Its product is annotated as protein FAM107B-like. The transcript is spliced from 5 exons. The record is from RefSeq and is a predicted model, not a curated record. The coding region runs from base 258 to 716 and encodes 152 amino acids. Lineage: Eukaryota; Metazoa; Chordata; Actinopteri; Cypriniformes; Catostomidae.
UACAUUGCUAAGGGUCCUGUCUUCAACUGAACUGUUUCCAAAAGAGAAAGAGAGAGGGACAAAUAUUUAGCAGACACACCUUAAUAACAAGAGAGGUAAUCUGAAAGUGAACUGAUGCCUUUUCUCCUUCUGAGGUCAGUCUGAAGAACUUUCCACAGAGAAGUAGCGUUCAAGAUUGAUUUUGAGGUGGAACAUGGAAACAAACCAAGGACUGGCAAACAGAUGCCUGCCUAACACCUUCAAACCUUCAGUACUUAAUGAUUCUGGACCAGACAGAAGUACCAGAAAGACUGUCCCGUGUGCGGAGCAUAAUGGCCGAGCCAGACUAUAUGGAUGGGGACAGUGAUGAACUCAUUAAACCCCAGAAACUCAUCAACCCGGUGAAGACUUCCAGAAAUCAUCAGGAUUUGCACAGAGAGCUCCUCAUGAACCAGAAAAGAGGCCUCGCUCCUCAAAAUAAGCCAGAACUCCAGAAGGUGAUGGAGAAGAGGAAGAGAGACCAGGUGCUGAAGGCUCAGAAAGAGGAGCUAGAGGCCCACAAGAAAAGAUCAGACCUUGAAAUCGAACUCAUGAAGAGACGGGAGACACUUGAACAGUUGGAACUAGAGAAUCAUAAAAUUGAAGAGGAGCAAGAAAACACCCCAGAGUUCGUCAAAAUGAAAAGCAAUCUGAGAAGAACCAAACAGGAAGUGGAUGGGCAGGAGCGUGCCACCUAGAAACAUUUGUUGACAUGACAACUAGACUGUGGUUUGUGGGGAUUUCCUGGUGUUCCUCCCCCAUGUGUCCCUGUGAAACAUGUGACUAUAAAUGAUUGGUUCCAAUUGCCUGCUUGCAGACUCAACCAGUAUUCACUUUUGUCCUGAACAACAAUCAAAUUUACACACAUAAUGUACGCAAACAAACUCUUGCACAUGGGCACAGCCUCUUUGCCACUGGUUGACUGGCUUCAAAGAACAUGCAUGGUGGAACAGAGUCAACACGAUUUCGUUGUGGGUGAGGGCUUUUUCUUUUCUUUUCUUUUUUUGGAGGGGGACACAUUUUUUACUAUUUCUAUUUUUGAAAGCUGAAAUGGGACACUGGAUGGACUCUUUUAAGCCAAAAACAACGCUCUUUUAUUUAUGCUCAGUGUAAGCUUUUUGUUAGAAGUGGCUCCUCAAGUUCAAGACUCACAUUUUCCUCUUGGUUGAGAAUUAAAAAAAAAAAAAGAAAAAGUGACCUAAAUAUAAAAUUCCAACGAAGUUUUGCUUGUGUGAUGCGCCAUGCUUGCUUUUUAUAAAUUGUAAUAUUUGUGCUCUCCCUCUGCUAAAUUUCAUAAGUAAUACUAGUUCUAGGUUUGUGAAUUUUCUUUUACAAAUGUUUUUGUUAUACUUUUUUACAAAUAUGUUACUAAUAACUUAAUACGCUUUAGUUCAAUGUGAUAUUCAAUGCAAGGGCAUCAGUUUUCUUCACUUGAGUGGUAGCUGUUUGCAAUCAGAAAAGUCGAAAGAGAACAUAAGAAGUUUAUUAAAAGAGACACUUGGUUUUGUGUAGAUUUGAGCCAGUAAAUAACCAUUCCUUGUGUUCCCUUAAACCUUCUUUUAAUAAAUAUUAUUUUAUCAUGU